UUUAUAUAAUCACUAAUCAUGUGAUGGUAACGUAUGAAAAAUCAAGGGUUUUGAACUUUGCUGAAUGUGCUCUACGAAGAGUAUAUAUCUCCAUAUACUGAAAUAAUGAGCUUGUUAACCUGUUUCUAAUUCUUGCAUUUUCAGAAACUACAUUGUCUCCUGAUCACGCAGGAAUUUUUUCAGAUUUUUCCGAGCAGUUUUUCCCUCCGAAAACGACUUUUGAAGUUCGAAAUUUUAAAAUGCCGCGUUUGCCCGCGUUUUAGCGGCAAUCCAAAAUGGCGCCGGAAUUACCCCCUGAGAUUUGACCACACAUCGUCGAGGCAUUGGAAAAAGGCUACCUCUGCUCUGCCGUUCAACCGAUUGUCCCUUGAGGUUAUGACUUAUGAGGUAGCUGAUAACUGAUAAGGCAAUCAUUUUUGUGCGUGUUUGCAAAUCGUCAAGUGAAGUGUUUUUAAAUUGUUGACUGUAAGAAGUGUUACGUGUUCUUAAAUCAUGGGUAAAAAAGUUGACAGUGAUUUCGAAAAGGGCACAGAUCAAAAUCUGCCAAAAGUUGAUUCUAUCAUGCUUGCCCAGUUCUUCUCCACACCAUCGUUUUUGUCCCCUGAAAUGAGGAAUUGGAAAACUGUUAGGUAUUGAACCUGAGACUCACAGCCAAUGAUUGUUGCGACAAAUGUUCCUGUCAAGUAGUAUGGGAUAGAUGUAAAUUCUCUAUGUACAGCUAUCUUGAUGAGGACACUUUAGCAUCAAACUCUGGGAAACAUCUACUAUUCAUGAUUUGGUAAACUUUUUGCAAAGCUGCCUCCUUAUAAGCCAGCUGAUUUUGACAAUUCAACUGGAAUGGGUCAAGUGAGUUCUCUCUUUCACUAUUUUAGAUGUUACCUAUAUGGUAAGGUUAUCAGCAUUUCCUGUCAGGUCUGUAACUUAUCAUGGUUGCAAACAUGUGGUAGCGUUUGUUUGCUGGUUGCAUCGACAAAGCGAGACUCCGGCAAGAACAUCAGUGGAGUGCUACUGGAGAAAUUCAACUUUGUCUAAAGUUGGCGGCUCCAUGAAAGCUUUGAGAAUUGAGGAAAUUCAUCCACCCUCAACUGUGACGCUGUCGGAGGAAGUGAAAAAAGAAUUUUUCAACGCCUCGAUUGAAGCUUUGAGGAAAUGUAGCCCCUCAAUUUUAAGAAGUCACUGUGAAGAGCAAUCGACAUAUGCCUUGUUUCACUUCAUGCUGAAGUAUGUGCAGACUCCAGAGCCUCACAGCCCUGACGGUUUCAUUGAAUUUUGUGAAAAUUCAAUGACCGAUGCUGAAUGUGAGGCUUUGGUGGCUGCAUCUGCUGGGCAGUCGAAAUCAAGCCUCUGGUUUGAAGUGAGACAAGGUAGAGUCACAGGCUCAAAUAUUCACCAAGCUUCGAGAAGUUCUGGAGGCAUCAGCCUUGUAAAUUUGAUUCUAGGCGCGGUCCCUUUCAAGGAAACCAAGGCCAUGAAAAGGGGCAGUGACCUAGAACCAAUAGUUUUGAACGCUGUUCAAAAAAGAUUUAAAAAUGAAAAAAUGAGUAGAGGAGGAGUAAUUGUAAAGAGGAAGCACCCAAUAUUUGGUGCUUCUCCAGAUGCCUAUUUAGGAAAGUACAUUGUCGAAGUAAAGUGUCCUAUUUCCAAAAAAACUUAUAAAAGGUACUUUGAUAAGUCUGGAGAAAAACCAGCCAAGAAAUUUAGGGGUCAGAUGCAGUUGCAAAUGUUCAUGUCAGAUUAUAGGGAAACAUUGUUCUGUGUGGCUGACCCCUCCUUCAGUAAAAGUAAUAAUAGUCCUCGACUUGUGAAAAUUGUGAGGGAACAAUUUGAUCCAAUUUUUUGUGACAACAUGAUGUCUCUGGCUAGAAAAUUUUGGGAUGCUCACAUUUACCCAAGACUGUAUGCUGCAGUAAAAAUGUGAAGUAGGUAGUCCAGGUUAUUUCUGGUUGACAGUUUUUUUAAUUGCUCUUUUCUUGACUACCACCAACGAAUGGUACAUGUUCCGUUUUGACAAGUGGGAUCAAAAUGUACCAGGUGUAUUUCUGUAUUAGUACAGAUGAGUGCAGACAACGUAAGGUAUUAGGUGUUCCAUCACAUGCUUAUUCCUUGUAAGCUCAUGUUCCAUAUUUUAGUCAUAAACAGAAAAUGAGUUUUUUCUGGACUCCUUAUCGCAAACUUCCUGCUCACCAAAUAAUCAGAAUUCACUAAAGCAGCUAACUACAUUGCGAUCAGUAUAUUUUGCUAUUUAAUUAUUUUCUCAGCAUAUCAAUAUUUUUCUUCUUAUCAAUUUUUGAAGUGCAACAUGGCAAAGGAGGUAGGCAAUGGAUUUGAAAGAAAGAUAAAGUUAUUUGCAGGUUGCUUUUCAAUUGUAAUGAUUUUUUCAGGAACAGGAAGUUUGAAUUUUCUGAUUUUAAUUUAAACUAAAGAUGAUAUUUCUGUAUUAAAUUAUUUACAUUCAUUUGAACUUUUUAGGCACGUGAAACUUCAAUGAGGAAGUUACAUUCCUCUGACCUAAUUUUUAUCUCAUAUAGAAGUCCGCUGUAAGUCUAAAAAGUUCCUGCAAUUUUCAUAGUAAAGUCUCCUUCAUUUUAGGAAGUUACUGAGUUUUUAAAAAUAUUGGUUUCUAGGAUAACAAAAAUAUGACGGAUGAAUUGCAAUUUUUUUAUUGGCAAGAUACGCAUAUUUGCCCUCAAAGGGCGGGUGUACAGAAUAUUUCUAAAAGAAAUUAAAGGAGAGUUUAAAAGCUUCUUUAUGGAGAAACUUUUUCAUCUUACUCGAGAGGCCUUGAAUUUUCAAAAAUUGAGAGAGCAAAUAUGUAGCAUAAAUAUCAAUGCAAAAUUAAAAAAUGACAAUCACAGUAACAAUUUCAUAACUGAAGUUUCUUACCUCUUUCGAGAUCAUUUUAGACAUACACAAUUUGUUGAAAAAAAUUGGUUCCAUUUUAAAAGAAAACUUAUGCUGCUUUGCUAGCAGGAAAUGUUUGCAUCACACACUAAAACAGAUAUUGACUAGACAAAAUUGAAAACAAGUGAAACGGUAAAACUAUUGUACAUUAAAUAUAAUGCAAGGAUGCAACUUCUUAAAAAGAAUUAAAAUGGAUAUUACAACACUCAUUUUAUUCAAGGAUGCAACCUCUUCAACAAAAUGAAAAUGGAUAUUUUCUGACGCUCAUUUUAUUGAUGAAACUUAAAAUUCCAUCAACCAUCUGUUUACUAUAAACCUUCUAAAAAUUGAAAGUACUUUGUAAGUCAAAAUUAAAAUAUUAUAUGGCUUCAAUGUGGUUCCUUCAUCAUAUAAAUACAAUAUUAAUCUAUCUUUUUAAAUGAAAUAGGCCAUUUAAGCCGACACAUUGUACAUGAUGAUAUUUCUGACCAGACAGUCUUAAAGACUAUGCACGUUUAAAAAAUUGCUGACAGCUUUGAGAAAUUUUGUUUUUAACUACAAUUAAACUAGCGCCUGAUUUAGAGGGAAAAAAUGAAACACCAAAUUGAAAAUUUUGAGUGAAAGUAAACUGACUGUAAAUUGUGUCUGACAGAACUUGCAAUGCUUGGCUCAAAAAGGAGGCUGAAUCGGUCUUAAAACUGCAAGUUUUACAAAUGAGACCAGUUCAACUUAGGACUGUAAAUAAUUCGGUGACUGAAAACUUAUACUUCCAAUUAGAACGAACCCUUAAAUGAUCUUGCAGAUAUUUUUGAAGUUUCAGCAAAAGUUCUGAUGCAACAAGAUAAAAACACUAAAAAUGUGGCGUGAAUACUGUGAACAACAAGAUUGUAGAAAAGUGCUUGGUCCAUGCUGUUCUGCAAGGAAUUUGAUGUCAAAAAAUCCAAAAAUUAGCAUUGAAUUUCAAAAAAUGAACUUCAAUUAGUUUCAGUGCACGGCUGAAAGGGGAGAGUGUUAAGCUCAGGCAGAUGUAGUGCAAUAAUACUCCAAUACAUCUGCCUGAACAUCACACUUCCCCCUCAGUCUUGCACAAGAACUCAUUAGAGUUCAUUUUGUGACUUUAAUGCCAGUUUCCUUGUUUUUGGCUUUGAUUUCCUGACAGAAUGGGGUGGACGCAGCAUUACUCUACCAGCUCCUUUUAGGAAUAAUCGAACAGAUUGAGAAUGUUGAGACCUUCAUAAACCCUCUAUGGCAUAAUGUUACUUAGUCGUAACAACCCGUUUCUUGGUUCUUUAAAAAUUGGAUUAAAUCUCCGUGACAUAAUAUUGCCAAGUGUUUAAAAAAAAAAAAA
Bemisia tabaci is the source of this 4228-nucleotide messenger RNA. The record is from RefSeq and is a predicted model, not a curated record. NCBI's taxonomy places the organism in Eukaryota, Metazoa, Arthropoda, Insecta, Hemiptera, Aleyrodidae.